This is a messenger RNA of Pipistrellus nathusii (Nathusius's pipistrelle), 966 nucleotides long. The record is from the annotation of a GenBank genome assembly. Lineage: Eukaryota; Metazoa; Chordata; Mammalia; Chiroptera; Vespertilionidae.
AUGUUCUUAUGGGUGUUAGCCCUCCUAGUCCUUUGUGUGAUUCUAUGGAGCUAUACUAGUAAAAGACAACCAAAGAUUGAAGACAUCACUGAUAAGUAUAUUUUCAUUACGGGGUGUGACUCGGGCUUUGGGAACUUGGCGGCCAGGACUUUUGAUAAAAAAGGAUUUCGUGUGAUUGCUACCUGUCUGACUGAAGCGGGAUCAACAGCGUUAAAGGCGGAAACCUCCGAGAGGCUUCACACUGUACUUCUGGACGUGACUGACCCAGAGAAUGUCAAGAAGACCGCCCAGUGGGUGAAACACCACGUUGGGGAAAAAGGGCUCUGGGGUCUGAUCAAUAAUGCUGGUGUUGUUGGCGUGCUGGCUCCAACCGACUGGCUGACAGUGAAGGACUACAGAGAACCCAUAGAAGUGAACCUGUUCGGACUCAUCGACGUGACCUUAAAUAUGCUUCCCUUGAUCAAGAAAGCUCGAGGAAGGGUCAUCAAUGUCUCUAGCGUCGGGGGGCGUCUUGCAAUUAGUGGAGGAGGCUAUACACUAUCCAAAUACGGAGUAGAAGCCUUCAGUGACUGCUUAAGGCGGGACAUGAAAGCUUUUGGUGUGCACGUUUCUUGCAUCGAACCGGGAUUAUUCAAAACAGGAUUAUCAGAUCCAGUAAAGACUGCUGAGAAGAAAUUUGCUAUUUGGAAGGACCUGUCUCCAGAUAUCAAACACCAAUAUGGAGAAGGUUACAUUGAAAAAUAUAUGGACAAACUGAAGGACACAGUGUCCUUCGUGAACGUGGACCUCUCUCUAGUGGUGGAGUGCAUGGACCAUGCUCUCACAAGUCUCUUCCCUAAGACCCGUUAUGCUGCUGGAAAAGAUGCCAAGAUUUUCUGGAUACCUCUGUCUCACAUGCCAGCAGUGUUGCAAGACUUUUUAUUGUUGAAACAGAAAGUAAAGCUGGCUAAUCCCAAGGCAGUGUGA